This is a messenger RNA of Lodderomyces orthopsilosis Co 90-125, 2322 nucleotides long. RefSeq names its product Golgi transport complex subunit. The record is from RefSeq and is a predicted model, not a curated record. The transcript has a single exon. Gene Ontology annotation, biological process: intra-Golgi vesicle-mediated transport. The coding region runs from base 1 to 2322 and encodes 773 amino acids. Gene Ontology annotation, cellular component: COG complex. NCBI's taxonomy places the organism in Eukaryota, Fungi, Ascomycota, Pichiomycetes, Serinales, Debaryomycetaceae.
AUGGAUUUCGUGGAAUUCGACUCAUUCAACACAGACGAUAAAGAUGUUAACCUACCUCAACCACAACCGGCAUUGUCACUACCUAUAGCAUCAAAUUUGGAGAAUUUGAGCAAAAAGUUUUCUGGUUUUAGUCUAUCGAGGAAGUUAACCUUGACCAAGAAUGACAACACUAUGAAUAAUCCACAGUCACAGGAAAAUGAUGUCAUGGACAAAUAUGCCAAACUCUCAUUGAGUCUUUUGAAGGGUGAAGAGAUCCUGAGCAGCCCAGUCAUAAUUAAUCAAAAUGUCACCGGUUCAUUGAGCACGCGUUUGUCGAGAGUUUUCAAUGGAUCAAUCAGUGAUGCACGAAUGAGAGAUAUAUUCACAAGUCUUGAAGAUAAGUUAGAUCAUAAUGUGGAAUGUUACCAAGAGCUAGUUGAACCGGGGUUCAUGGGCACAGUAUCAAGAAAAAAGUUGAAAGGUCGUAUUGAACAAGAAUUGAUCAAAAACCAGACAACCAUUUUGAAAGAAUACCAACCAAUAGUGAAACAGUUGAAACAUAUGGAGGCUAAACUAAAGAAGCUAAAUGAGCUAAACACCCAGACGAAUGACCGGUUACAGAAAAACUUUCAAUUUCUGCAUGAGUUCAACACCACAGUCAAUAAACUAUACGAGGAGAAGCAAUUGAUCGGAAUCAAGAAGGACCUCUUAGAAGCAUUCAAGAAAAAGUUCACUUUAAACGAAUACGAAGAGUAUGUGCUAGUACAAGGAGACUUGAAUGAUGAGUUUUUCACCGCAAUGAGGAAAGCAGAAAGCAUUGUUGAUAAUUGCUCGAUUUUAUUGGCUGAGGAUAACCCUCAAUUGGGAUUGAAAAUCAUGUCAAAGACAAAUGCCGUCAUUAGUAAGGCUAUAGAGCGAUCAGUACACUACUGUCACAGAACAUUAGAUAAUUUAUACUCACUCAAUUCGAAAAGUCGAUUGAUAACGUUACACAAAUGUUUUCAAGUCCUUAGAGACAAGGAUCGUUUUGAUGAAAUUAUCGACAAGUUCAGCGAGUCAAGGUCAAAAGAUUUACUACACGAAUUUUAUAAUCAAGUUCAAGGACAAGUUGAAUCUCCACCGAAUGAACGAGGACCCGGUGCAAGAAGUGCAACAUCGAGCAGUACUGAUAUCAGACCAUUAUUCUUGUCAGCACAUGAUCCCGUCCGAUUUGUUGGUGACUUUCUCGCUUAUAUUCACUCUAUUGCUGUCAAUGAAUCAGAAACAAUUACAAAUAUUUUCACCAUGGGCGAUGAUAAUGACCAUCAAUUUGAUAGCAUUAUACAAAACGUCACAAACAAGAUUUUAAGGGCCUUGUCAAAGCCAAUAAAAUCAAGAAUUGAACAAAUCAUAUCAGCAGAGACCAAGUUCCUUACAAUUUUUCAGAUAUUCAAUUUAGUUGAACUUUACUCCAUGAUGUUUGGUAAACAACUACACCAAUCGGAUGAUCUAGUUUCGACAAUGAGGGUGCUAGUUUGUGCAUGUCAAGAUCGAAUAUUUACCAUUGUUUCAAAUAAAAUUGCCACAAUUUCUUCGAGCAAUCUGGCAAGGUUGGAGUUGAACCUAGAUUUGCAGCCGCCGGAAUGGAUCAUUGAUUUCUAUUCGGAAAUUUUACCCAUGAUUGAUCAAGUCGCUAGUGAUACUAUACUUCAUUUGUCGCAAGAAGAAAACGACCGAUUUCUAGCUUUAAUCAUUAAUCAACCCAUCAAGGUGUUUACUGAACAUGUACAAGAUAAUAAAAUUUUCACCAAACGAGAUUCCUACAUUAUACGGUUCAAUUUUUUGGAUUUAAUUCAAUCUAAAAUUAUGCCAAUCUCGUUGUUAUCGGAUAAAGUUUUAGAACUCAAUGAUUUGAACAAUGAUUUGAUCGCCAAACUAACCGAUUUAGAGCUUACAAGUUUACUACAAAAUUGUGGGUUAUAUGAUUACUACAACAUCAUUAAUAUGAUUUGUCCAUUUUCGGAUGAUUUCUUUGAACCUUCAAUUUAUGAACCAAUAAAGGAGAAUAAGCUAUACAGCAUGGAAAAUUUACAAAAAGUGGAUACAACUUUGCAAGAGUAUGUGCCCAACGCAAUGAUUGAAAUUCAGCAACUGUUGCUUCGAUUGAAUUCGCCGGUAACUGUCACGGACGUGGUGAACAAUGUAUUUUUGGAAUUUGUCAAAUUUGUUGAAAAGCUAGAUUCAAUCAACAGAGAAUAUCUAGAGUUUAACUUUACGUGGUCGGAUUUUGAAUUGGCAACAAUGUUGGGAAUUGACGAGGUCUAUGUAACGUAUAAGCAAAAUCUUAACUCCAUAGAACAAUAA